AUGCUGAUUAGAAAGGAAGAUGGCGCCGGUGAAACGGAAAACUCAAUGACGAUCAGGAAAAUUUUCAUAGUAAACAGUAUGGGGCUAUUAACUAUUUUAAAGAAGAUGAAGCAGAAGGAGAAAGAGAUGAGAAUUCUUAUGCUGUAUCCUUUUAUGCGUUCUGUAUUAUAUCCGUUUGCAAUUUCUUACUUUUGAAAGGUGAAAUACGGUAUGCCUCAGGUGUAUCAUUUGGUUUGACGGAACAAAAUAUAGAAUUGUAACCUUGACUGCGCUUUACAGAGGACUUGAUAAUGCUGGGAAAACGACUAUUUUGAAGAAGUUCAAUGGAGAAGAUAUCAACACAAUCGAACCUACUUUAGGAUUUAAUAUCAAAACCUUAGAACACAAAGAGUAAGAAAAAAAGGCAAAGCCUGUGUUUUGUUCGUUAGGCAGUUUGUUAGCAUUCCUGCCUGUCUGUUCGUCUAGUUGUACAUGUCUGUCUCCACCCCAUUUAUGUCUGUCUACCCAUCUGUCUACCUGUUAGUCUGCUUAAUUGUGUCUCAUCUCUCUAUCAAUCUGUGUCUCCCUCUGUGUAUGUGUUUCUGUCAAUCUGUCUGAGUGUCUGUUUACCUACAUGACUGUAAUUUGUCGGUCUGCCUUCAUGCUUGUCAGUCGAUCUGUCUGGUUACUCCAUUCAUUCAUUCCUCUGUCCACUGUUCCGUCCAUCCACAUGCCCACUUACCUGUUUAUCAGAGUGAAGAUAGCUAGGUAAAGUCUGUACUUGAGUCAAGUGGCCCACCCAGCCAGAGGUUAUUCUGGUUUACUUAACAUGAAACAAUUAGGAGAAUUACUACUCCCUCCUGAAUGUGAUACCAGUGCAUGGUAAGGUUAUCCCCAGUAUUUCAUCAGGCUUCCAUGUUCAUUCAUCAUGACCCAUUUACAGUAUGCUCCUGGAUCAGUACAGAGAGGCAAUGUGAGAGUAAGGUGUCUUACACAAGAACACAACACAGUAACCCUACCAGGGUUUGACCCUUGACCCUUGACUCUUGAGUGCAGCACACUAACCAUUUUUCCAUCUUGUCUCUUGAUGUUGUCAGUGUUGUUGUGUUAUCAUUGUACAAUAACUAUAUUUAUUGUAGUUUAAAUUUUCCCCUGGCUGAAACUCAAUAAUUUUAACCCUUUCACUCCCAAGAUCUAAUUAGUAAUUCUCCUUACUAUCUGCCAUACAAUUUCUAAUGAUGGUAGUUCAGAGAAUUUGGUAUUGGAUCAACUAAUAAUCCCAUGAUUGAUAUUCUCCUCGAUUCUCAUCACCUACCUGCUUGAUAUUGUAUUGAUAUUGUAAGGAGAAAUUCUGUCUUGGUUACUUGUGGGAGUGAAAGGGUUAAUGGAAAUGAUGAUGGGGAUGGGUUCUCCAAACCAACUUCUUUUAAACAUUAGAUUAACCCUUUUACUCCCAAGAUCUGAUUGUUAAUCCUCCCCUCUAGCUUCUACACAUGUCCUUGUAAAUUAGUUAUAAGAAUUUGGUGUUAGAUCAAGACAACAACUUUUACAUGAUAAGUUUGAAUAUUCUCAUUAGCUGUUUGUUGGAUAAUGAAAGGAUUUCAUUGGGAGAAGUUUCAUGUUGACCACUCUUGGGAAUUACAGGGUUAACUGAUUUCUUAACCUUUUAACUCCCAGAGGUGAUUACAAAUGUAACUUCUCCCCAUAAUUUCCAUGCAUUAUGUAGCAAACAACCAGGUAUUGAGAAUACUCAUACUUAUCAGGUACAAGUUGUUAUCUUGAUCUAACACCAAAUUCUCAUAAUUAGUUAACAAGGAAAUGUGUAGUAGUGGGUAGAGAGAAUUAACAGUCAGAUCUUGGGAGUCAAAGGGUUUAGGGGAGGCAGGUGCAUAGUUUGGAUAGGAGGAUGUUUAAAGCAAAUUUUUAGCAUUGAUGUGAAUAAGGAGACUGGACUCAAUUACAUUGUUUUAGUAUGUGAAGAAAUAACAUGUUGAUUAUUUUAAAAAAAAGAAUCUUCUUAUCCAAAAUCUCCUGACUUGCUUUUAAAUGUACUAUAGAUUCAAGUUAAAUAUUUGGGAUGUUGGAGGACAGAAGUCUCUUCGAUCAUAUUGGAGAAACUAUUUUGAAAGCACUGACGGUUUGAUAUGGGUAGUGGAUAGUGCUGACAGAAGAAGGCUGACAGACUGCAAGGAGGAACUGAAAGGUCUCCUUCUAGAAGAGGUAACUUAAAAAACUAGACUCUUUUCCAAGGGAAAACUGAAUUUAAGAACUUGCCAUGCUUUUAAUCUUUUUACAUAUGUGUAUGAUAAACUUGGGUGUUCAUACUGAAGUUAGAUAUACUGUAAUAAUAAUGAAAUGAGACCUCAAUACAGGCAUGCAUGUAAGGCUAUGGCUGCUGUUAUGAAUCAUAUGAAGCACAAACCUGGAAAAUGUUUUUAGUAAUUUCUUGUCUGGUUGUCUGUGAUUAAAGUUCAUAGAUGCUGUUGUAUCAUUUCAUGUCAUGUUGUGUCUGCAAACUGCCUGUUGAGUGAUGUUGUUUGGGGGUUAUGUGGUGCAAAGAUGUUGUAUCAUCUCAUAGUAAGCAUACACACCCUUUGACAUUGACACAGAAAGCUACUAUUAAAGCUUUGAAAAAAGAGACUUUACCUAACUCUGAGCUUUAUCAUAGGGGAGACACAAGGUUCUCCAAGAUCUGCAUCCAAAAUACUCAACCAAAUGUGUUUUUCAUAUUUAUAAACUUUCUAAAGUCAAAAAAUGUCCCUGACAAAAAGUUUCUUUGUAUUUACCCAGAGGCUUGCAGGUGCUACGUUAUUAGUGUUUGCCAAUAAACAGGACCUACCUGGUGCCUUGUCUGCUGAAGAAAUUAGAGAUGUGAGUAUUUCUAACUUAUAGAAGUUAUUAUUUCUUUAAUGUAGUGUUAGUAAGGAUGUCGAUAUUGUUUCAACUCGUGAGUAUUGAAGACUAUAGUGUGAGUUUCUAAAAACGAUGCAUUGUAUAUAUCAAAUGGUAGAUCCAGAAAAAUUAUUCAUAGAAGAAGUAUAUUUUUAAGACCAUCUUAGUUUCAUGUUUAUAUUGUAAAAAUAACCACUGGUAGCACUGCGAGAUUCCAAAGGGAAACCUAACUAUUUGUAAACUGUCUCCGAGAGUCGAAUAUAAGCAAUCCUUGCAGCUAUAACACUACUGAACCAGUAGUUGAAAUAAGACUUAAAAAAAAAUUCAGGCCCAUAUGGGAUUUGAACCCAUGACCUCUGGGAUACUAGUGCAGAGGUCAUGGAUUCAAAUCCUGUACAGGCCUGAAUUUUUAUUCAGGUCUUAUUUCAACUACUAGUUCAGUAGUGUUCUUAGCUGUGAGGAUCGCUUGAAUUCAUUUCUUCACUGCAGUGCACAUAUAUGAUUUUCAUAUAUUUAUAGUCGUUGUCUCCAAGAGUGUUAAGAAUUUGAGUAUGGGUGCAUAUAUUUGGAAAUACAAAUUCAUAACCUACAUACAAAAACAACAGUGCAUGGUAAUGCACAAACUGAGUGUUCAUGCUAUUGAGUCGCAAAAUAAAAUCAAAUAAAAAUGUCCUGAAAAAGAAGGGAGUGAUGAUCCCUUGAUCAUCCCUUAAUCUGCCUCAGGUUUCUGAGAGGAGUCUUUGUUAUUCUUUUUUCUAUCAAAAGGCUCUUGAUUUGGAAUCCAUCAAGACACAUCACUGGAAUAUUCAAUGGUGCAGUGCAGUUACAGGAGAGAAACUACUGGAUGGCAUUGACUGGAUUAUCUCAGACAUUGCAUCAAGAAUAUUUACAAUGGACUAAUACAAUGUCCAUGGACUUGUUUUGAAGAACUUCAAGAUUGUGACAUCAAACCUGAUGUCUCAGCCUUGAAACAGACAUAAGGAUUGCAUUACAAACACCUCAUUUAUUGUGAAUGUGAUACCUGUGGACAUUGUGCUGAAGAAGUUUACUUCAAGACAAAUAUGUUAUGGUAGCUAAUAUUCAUGAAGAUGCAAAAUACAUGAAAGAUUACCUUUCGUUUUGUUUGGCACAGACACCGCUCAUCAAGAGUUCAUUAAAACUCUUGUAAUUAAUAAGAAGGCUCACACCGUAAAGGAAAACAACAACAAACUUGACCACAACUUGCAAAUGAUAAUAAAAAUAUAAGUAUCCAACUUGUUAGCAUCACUUGUUGGUUAAGUUUUU
Molecule: messenger RNA, 4155 nt
Organism: Pocillopora meandrina
Lineage: Eukaryota; Metazoa; Cnidaria; Anthozoa; Scleractinia; Pocilloporidae
Source: the annotation of a GenBank genome assembly